CCUGCCCGCCAGCGUACGGUCCCACCCACCGUCCACGCCCCCGCCCCGCCUGAAGUUGCCCUUCUCGUUUGAGCUGAGGGACGCGUCGGCCAGGCACCCCGGGGUGUGGCUAGAGGACUUCGGCGACGCCUGCCCCGAGAGUGGCCUCCCUCGCCAACCCGGAAAAGACAACCCCGCGGGGCUGCGGCGAGCCAGGCAUGCUCACUGGCGCAGGCCCGGCCCGCAGCCCGAGCAGGAAGCGCCGGCGCUAGGCGGCCCCCUGCGCUGCCAGCUGGAGCCGGGCGGAGCCAGCGCCCCGGCGCAGGGUGGCUCUGCCAGUCCCCGCGCGCCUGGGCGGCCGCACACGUGUCCAGGCGUCACGUCCGCGCGCGCCCCCGGGGCUUGCGUCAGCGGCCGCUCCAGAAGCGGGUGGGCCGGGGCUCCUUGCGCACCGCUGGGUUCGGGGCCCGGACGCCGCUGGGAGGAGGGCAUCGCGCGGGGUCCGACGCGGAGGCGUGCUUGGAACGCCGGGGGCUGCGGAGUGCAUCAGCGCGGUCCAGCCCUCCGCCUGCCGGGGGCCGAGCGUCUCUGCCGCCCAGACCUGGGCUGGGCGCCGUGGCGUUGCCUCGGAGCUCGCUGCCCGCGGGGCGCGCACCGCCUUGACCCGGGCGGCCCCGCGGCAGGCAGGCGCCCGCAGUUCCAUGGUUGGUUCGGAGCGCGAUGAGCCGCCCGUCCUCCACCGGCCCCAGCGCUAAUAAACCCUGCAGCAAGCAGCCGCCGCCGCAGCCCCAGCACACUCCGUCCCCGGCUGCGCCCCCGGCCGCCGCCACCAUCUCGGCUGCGGGCCCCGGCUCGUCCGCGGUGCCCGCCGCGGCGGCGGUGAUCUCGGGCCCCGGCGGCGGCGGCGGGGCCGGCCCGGUGUCCCCGCAGCACCACGAGCUGACCUCGCUCUUCGAGUGUCCGGUCUGCUUUGACUAUGUCCUGCCUCCUAUCCUGCAGUGCCAGGCCGGGCACCUGGUGUGUAACCAAUGCCGCCAGAAGUUGAGCUGCUGCCCGACGUGCAGGGGCGCCCUGACGCCCAGCAUCAGGAACCUGGCUAUGGAGAAGGUGGCCUCGGCAGUCCUGUUUCCCUGUAAGUAUGCCACCACGGGCUGUUCCCUGACCCUGCACCAUACGGAGAAACCAGAACAUGAAGACAUCUGUGAAUACCGUCCCUACUCCUGCCCUUGUCCUGGUGCCUCCUGCAAGUGGCAGGGGUCCCUGGAAGCUGUGAUGUCCCAUCUCAUGCAUGCCCACAAGAGCAUUACCACCCUCCAAGGAGAAGACAUCGUCUUUCUAGCUACAGACAUUAACUUGCCAGGGGCUGUCGACUGGGUGAUGAUGCAGUCAUGUUUUGGCCAUCACUUCAUGCUGGUGCUGGAGAAACAAGAGAAGUACGAAGGCCACCAGCAGUUUUUUGCCAUCGUCCUGCUCAUUGGCACCCGCAAGCAAGCUGAGAACUUUGCCUAUAGACUGGAGUUGAAUGGGAACCGGCGGAGAUUGACCUGGGAGGCCACACCCCGGUCGAUUCAUGACGGUGUGGCUGCAGCCAUCAUGAACAGCGACUGCCUUGUUUUCGACACAGCCAUAGCACAUCUUUUUGCAGAUAAUGGGAACCUUGGAAUCAAUGUGACUAUUUCUACAUGUUGUCCAUGAUGUGACUUUCGUAAACCAUCAAAAUUAUUUGGGCAUAGUGCUCUAUGUUUAAUAAAGGUUUUUAUAGAUGUUUUAUUCCAUAUGUCUUCACAAGUCAGGACCCACAAUUACCCGUGUUUUGUUUGAACAGCAGUUUCCCAUCUGGCUUCAACCCAACAAAAUUCAUUAACCUGGGAUGAAUGGGGUUGGCCUGUUGGUAAUUUGGAGGCUGUUCUGUGAUCUAAAACAACUCUUAUUAAAUUGUAUUUACUGCCUAAACAACACUUGACAGGCUGUUGCACAGGGCUUCUAUAGAUCAGUGUGUCAGGAAUGGGAGGCCCCUUCCUGCCUGCCUUCCCAUAUUGGUCCCUUGACAUUGACAAAAGCACAGUGACUGUCAGCAGAUUCCUUUACUUUUGUUUGUGGGAUGUAGGAAUUGUUUUAAUGCAUUUUAAACAGUGUUUCUCAAAUAGGAUGGCUGGCUAAUAGACACUGAAUCACCCAGAGUGCUUAUCUUAAAAUUGCAGAUUUAGGGAGCCUGCCAAUUUAACAGUCUCAUCAGGUGAUUCUUUUCAACAGUAAUGUUUGACAAUUACUGGGUUAAAUUGUGGGAAAGGGUCCAGAUUUUAAAGGUGCUUUAAGGUUGCCCUCUGCCGAUACUGUUUGUCUUUCUACUGUUUCAUCCUCUAACCUCCCCCAACCCUCAAAUUAAAACUAGAACUAUAGAUCCACAUGAACACACGCCUGAGAUUUGGUCACUCACCUAUGUUUUGGGUGGAUUGCCUAGGAAAGAAAGUCAUAUGGCCAUUGAUAGUUCUCAUGUAAUUAGUUUUGCUCACCACUAGUACAGAUGACCCGUUUACACAUGGCUUCCCUCGGAAGCCCUCGUCGACAGUAGCUGGUGUGAAAGACGAGGUCAGUAGAGUUGGAAAAGCUUUAUAACCGGUGUGUCAUAUGCUUGCUAUUUAAAGCUGUGUGUUGGUUUUGUUUUUCUGCCACAUUCACUAGUUUUUUAAUAAAUAUUUUCCAAAAAUGGA
This is a messenger RNA of Chlorocebus sabaeus (green monkey), 2690 nucleotides long. RefSeq names its product siah E3 ubiquitin protein ligase 2 (gene SIAH2). Gene Ontology annotation, molecular function: ubiquitin protein ligase activity; ubiquitin conjugating enzyme binding; zinc ion binding. Gene Ontology annotation, biological process: multicellular organism development; proteasome-mediated ubiquitin-dependent protein catabolic process. The record is from RefSeq and is a predicted model, not a curated record. Gene Ontology annotation, cellular component: cytoplasm. NCBI's taxonomy places the organism in Eukaryota, Metazoa, Chordata, Mammalia, Primates, Cercopithecidae.